Messenger RNA from Hyla sarda, 1852 nucleotides. Its product is annotated as pinopsin-like. Gene Ontology annotation, biological process: phototransduction; visual perception; G protein-coupled receptor signaling pathway. Gene Ontology annotation, molecular function: G protein-coupled receptor activity. The transcript is spliced from 5 exons. Bases 13 to 1053 code for a protein of 346 amino acids. The record is from RefSeq and is a predicted model, not a curated record. Gene Ontology annotation, cellular component: membrane; photoreceptor outer segment. NCBI's taxonomy places the organism in Eukaryota, Metazoa, Chordata, Amphibia, Anura, Hylidae.
UUCUGCUAUACAAUGUACUCAGCAAACAUGUCAGCACUGAAGACUCAUGGACCAUUUGAUGGACCUCAAUGGCCUCACGUUGCCCCCCGUAGUACCUACUUAAUUGUUGCUGUACUUAUGGGCAUGGUGGUGUUCUUAGCUUUCUUUGUCAAUGGCAUAGUAAUAGUAGUCUCCCUCAAAUAUAAGAAGUUAAGGUCUCCAUUAAACUACAUCCUAGUCAACCUGGCUGUCGCUGACAUGCUCGUCACGAUUUUUGGGAGUAGUGUUAGCUUUCACAACAAUAUUUUUGGGUACUUCACACUGGGGAAACCAGUGUGUGAAUUUGAAGGAUUCAUGGUGUCUCUAACAGGUAUUGUAGGUCUAUGGUCAUUGGCGAUAUUAGCUUUUGAAAGGUACAUAGUGAUCUGUAAGCCUUUGGGGGACUUCCGUUUCCAGCAGAGACAUGCAUUAAUGGGAUGUGCCUUCACCUGGAUCUGGGCUUUUAUGUGGACAUCUCCACCUCUUUUUGGCUGGUGCAGUUAUGUUCCAGAAGGUUUGGGAACAUCGUGUGGGCCAAACUGGUACACUGGAGGUACCAACAACAACAGCUACAUCUUGGCCUUGUUUGCAACUUGUUUCGUAAUGCCACUUAGCACCAUCAUAUUCUCUUACUCCAACCUGUUGUUUGCAUUGAGAGCAGUCGCAGCACAGCAAAAAGAAUCAGAGACAACUCAAAGAGCAGAAAAAGAGGUGACUAGGAUGGUUAUUGCCAUGGUGUUAGCUUUUCUCGUAUGCUGGUUACCCUAUGCGGCAUUUGCUAUUGUAACAGCAACAAAUAAGGAUGUUGUUAUCGACCCUACUUUGGCAUCAAUGCCUUCAUAUUUCUCAAAAACAGCCACUGUAUACAACCCUGUCAUCUAUGUUUUCAUGAAUAAACAGUUUCGAAAUUGCUUAAUGAAACUUAUAUGUUGUGGUCGCAAUCCAUUUGGUGAAGAUGAAACAAGCAUUGCUAGCGGCCGAACAGAUGUAACAUCAAUAUCCGAAGGAGGUGGAAACAAGGUCACACCAGCAUAAUGUCAAUGUGAAAAUUAUAUAGAUGUCCCAAUAAUGCAAAUGUUAUUGAGAAAUGGAAAAAAAACUCUACCUAUGCUUAUGUGACAUGUUUUAUUAGACCAUCCAAUAACCACCAUGGUGCCAUUCGGUGAAUAAAUUUGCACUCAGUAGCUUGGCAUUGUUAGGGUAUUGUACCUCAUAUUGAUCCAGUUCACCUGCACUAUAAUCCUGUGUAUUGGGUUUAGUGCGAGUGAACCGGCUGUCAGUUUCCCUUUAAUAUACGCUUUGUUUACAGGUAAUCAUAUAUAUGGAGUGGUAUGGCUUGUCCACAAAAGGCUCCACUAAGUAUAACGAAUGUAAAAAUCUUUUUCAUAAAGAGCAUGUAAAGGUAAAUCAUGUUUCUCUCCAUUACAAAACAGCAGUAAAGUCACAAUAGAAUAAGAACACCCUGUACUAGAAGAUAUAUCCCAUUUAAACAAGAAUUUAAGUUUCUCUAAUAAAAGCUGUUUCUCAUUUUCUCAGAGGGUACUGUGCAUAUAAUAGGUUACUUGUAAGAGAUGUAUGUAUUUUUCAAUACAAACAAUAAUUUAGAAAAAAAAAUGGUUUUAAAAUCAAAUAAUACUACAGCAACAGUUGGAAAUUCCUAUUUUAUUAUGUCACUAAAUUUAUGGGUUCAAUAUAUCAAAAAUAAACUAUUAAUAUAAGAAUGCAAUAUUAAUAGUGUUUCAGCAUCACAGCAUAAUUUACUUACACAAAUAUUACAACAGAAAAAUUCUGUAAAGAGGCAAAAUAAAUUUCCAGUUUUGCUUGUUUUGCGUUA